This is a messenger RNA of Drosophila yakuba, 826 nucleotides long. RefSeq lists its product as uncharacterized. The record is from RefSeq and is a predicted model, not a curated record. Lineage: Eukaryota; Metazoa; Arthropoda; Insecta; Diptera; Drosophilidae. The transcript is spliced from 2 exons. Bases 222 to 710 code for a protein of 162 amino acids.
CGCGGGGCUUUCAGCGCGAUUUCAGUUGGAUUCCAGCUACGGAGCAGAGCAGUCGGUUCGCGAUCAGUGCGAAUCAGCAGAUCCACGUGCCGAGCACAGAAACUAGCCAGUGAAUACAGUGAAUACAUCACCAGAUCGGCAAUUAAACACGCACUCGCUGAUAAGAGUGCAGGCAAUAUAACAAAUACAAAUCAAAUAGACAAAAAUACGGCACAGCCAAGAUGAUGUCACAUACGGUGAGGGUCUUCAAGAUGAUGUACAUUGUGGCGGGCAUCCUCAUCAGCAAUGCGGAGAUCUGCGACACAGUGGACCGCAUCCAAAUAGCGCCACGCGUCGACCUCAAGCCAGAGUUCGAGCACAAGUACCUGACCUCCGGAGGCAACAGCCCCGGCUCCCGAUCCCGCACCCACUCUCGCCAAAACUCCGGCAGCGCAUCCGGAUCGGAGGAAGGAGCGCCCACCAAGAGGCGGCGAGUCAGCGUUUCCGGCAUCGCUGGGGGCGUGGUCAGAGGCGUCACCAGCCAGGUCUCCAAGCGAGUGGGCCACCGCUUCGUCUGGCUAUCGGACAUCCGGCUCAUCCUCAAGCAGUGGCGACUGCUGGCCCUCAGCUUCAACCUCUGGACCAUUCCCAACUUCGUGGUCCAGUGCCUCACCAGCUACAUGAGCAAGAAGCUGCUCAUCAACAGCGACUGUGAUUUGAUCUACAAGUAGGAUUAGGAUAUUGCAUACUGAGUAGUAGGACAGCGCAGCGAGAGGUUGCGGUUUAUUGUUACUUUAGUUUUUACAUAGCUUUAAGUCUGAAUAAACAACUGCUAGACAUAGACAAA